AGUUAAUUUUUUGAGUACGUAAUUCAAUAGCUUUUGGAAAUAUUGAUACAGAAUAAUUUAUGAAUUUGUUGUAUUAAUAGUAUAUAGAGAACAACAUUUUUUAUACAAGAAAAAAAAGCAUUUGAGUAGUUAAGGUCAGAUUUUAAGUGUGAGUCUCCAUCUAGAGACGAUUCGUAUAAGCUGUAGUCAGAAUGUUGUACAUAUUUCGCUAGGAGGUGUCUCUAAAUAUCCCAUAAUCAAAAAAUAAAAUUUUCAUUCAUCUCACACCUUAAUAUAAUUGUAAAUAACGCCUUUGCCUACGUUAAUUUACUUAAGGGAUAAGUAGAUAAAUAAUUUAGCUUUAUCUGACUAAUGCAGUACAUAUGACAUAUCCGCUUCAUUUUUAUAAGAGUUCAUUUUAGUAUGGCGUUUAACCAGGUACCUGUUGAUUUUAAUCUUUUAGAAGAUAUGAAUAAAGAUAAUAAUUCUGAUGAGCGCAAUUUACACAAAUGGGAAUAUAAUUUGAAAAAUAUGUCGGUUAAAAAGAAUCCCAAGAUGUUUGUUGAAAAUACUGUGCAGUUUAUGGAAUCCAUUUACGCAUUGGCUUCUUCCAAAUCGUAUACGGAUCAAAUAUUCUUGUCGAGGAAGCAUUUAGGAACUUUAAUGAAUAAAUUUACUGAUGAGACAAUGGAGAUAUUCAUAAAAUAUUUAACCCCGUGGAUUAUUGAAAAAAUAAUAGAUGGAAAUGGAAGUGGUUGGUGCAUAAAAAAAGAACAUCUAAAAUGUGUUAAUACUCUUUUACCUAAGAUCAUGAAUAACAUAUAUUUUAUGGGGAUAUUAAUCAAGGAAAUUUCACCAGUCUAUAUAUACAAACUGAUAGAAAGCUUACAUGUUUAUGGUGAUUUUGAUUUGCAAAUUAUGAUUUUACAAACAAUUUUUGCUGUAUAUGGCAAAAUAAGAAUUAUUGCCAAUUUAAAGCAAAUAAUGCCAGAUUUGAUUGACCUAAGACAGGAUAUUUCCCAAAUCAACGAAGAAGAUUCUUUUAGAGAGGACUGCAGAAAAUUUUUGAAUAAAAUGAAUGCAAACCAAGGAAAAAUAUUUUCUUUGCAAUGCAAAAAUAUACAGUUGAAUGAAAAUACUUAUGUUGUACCUAUGGAAUCUAUAUGUGGCGUUUGGGUUGAUUUUAAUUUACUUGACAACGUAAUGAGUUGGCAACAGAAUGUUUCUUCAAAUGAUACAUGGGAAGUUAUUACGCUAUUUAGUUCUGAAGUGGAGACAGUAUUUUUAGGUACAUCCCAGGAAACAUUUUUCGUCACAUUGAAUAUAAGUGGAAGUUGUAUUUCUUCCAUCGCAGAAAACCAAGACACCGCGGACAAAAUUAAAUCCAUAAAUUUAGUAAUAGAAAACUCUGAGAUUGGAGAUGCGUUGAUUAAAGAUAUUUUACCCAAGGUGUUUGGUACAAAGUAUAAAUAUUCUCCAAAAACCGUUGACAAAACUUUUAGUAUGAAUCACAAACCAUUAUCAAUCGAUGUAAGAAAGCGAAGGGAUCGUGAUAGUAAUGAUACCAUUGACGUAAGUCUGACAAGAGGACUAAAUCCAAUUUCUUUUGGUUCCAUUUCUAACGAAAGUUCAGAUAGCAAUAAUUCAAUGAGAUUUUCUGAUACCAAUAAAACAGGUGAAGAAAAUCUCAUCAAUACAGAUGAUCCUAAUAGGUCAUAUUUACCAGGAAUAAUAGAAACUGGAUUGAGAAGCACACAAAUCUUAGCUGGUCGUUGUAGUAAUAAGACUUUCAAUUAUAAAGAGAUCAUUAGAUCUCGAGAACUUUCUCAAGACUGUGACAAUAUUUCUAGAUCAGGUAAUAAUCUAUCGCAAUCGAGUAUGUUUUUUAGUCCAAAAAACGUGAAAGAUACACAAAGAGUCUACAAAAUGGACCGCCACGUAUUAUCAAAUAUAACUGAACGAUCGAAUAUAGUUUCAUCUCCAAAGGAUAAUAAUAACCAUGACAAAAUAACAAUCGAUAUCGAGAAAACCCGAGACAAACCUAAGACAUUCACAUUUUCUAAUAUAUUUUUCACAUGUACUGACCAGAAAUCAUCAAAUAAUUUGAAGGAGUUGAAUAAAAGAUCAUCUUUAACAUGUGAAGCUUCUGAAUGUUCAGAAAAUAGAAAAAUACCAUCUUCAAAUACAAAAUCAUUCUUGAAUUACGAGGAACAAGUGAUAUCUACACUUGAUGCUAUAACAGAAAACAGUCAGCAGAAAAGUUCUUAUGUAGAAGCUUCUGUGAUUGAGAGUUCACAGUUAAAUGAUAAUAAUAAAUUAGGUUCUCAGAAUAAUGUCAAAAAAGGAAAGGACAGUGGAAAAAAGAGAAAAGAGCUGAGAGAAAUCGAAGAAACUUCUACAAACGAGCAUGUGCAAAAUAGCUCAUCAUUCACUAGAUCUAGUAAAGAUUCGGAGAAGUUAAACGUGCAUGGACUUGUUAUAUCGGAAACUAGUUUAGAAUCAGAUCAAGUGAAGGAUACGAGCCAAAGGACUACACUAUCAAGAACAAAAACCUUUGCAUAUAAAGAUCCAGAUUAUGAAAUAAUCGACAAGGAAAAUGAUAUUGGGGCAAAAAAGAAUAACCCCAAGACAUACAAAUUUAGAGGGACCUAUCAAAGUGCAACUGAUUUUGAGGCAGAGGAAAUAUUGGAAACUCAUCACAGCGCACAAAAGAAAUCGAAUAGUAACGCUAAUAAAAUGAAGUCCAGAACAUACACUCUAAAUUAUUUUGAGGAUAUCGCAUCAACUACAAAUUCAAAGAAAAGUUUUAAAUUCCAAAAUGAUGAAAACUCUGAAAUGAUCGAUAUUGAUGAAGAUAAAGCUUUAAUAAAUGUUCCUACAAAUCAAAAUAAUGAAAAAACCACUGUAACUUCAGUAAAUGAUCUACUUCUUUCUUCGACAAGUUCGGCAAUGUUGGAUAAUGAUUGGAAAGGAAAAAAUUCACGACGUAAAGCGCAUUCUAAAAAAAGAAGAAAAGAAAAUUAUUGCGUGUCUCCCGAAUCCAAAAGACAUGAAAAAAUAUUGAAGAAACAGCGUAAUGAUAUAGUUGAAAUCAUUGAUGAUGAUGAUGUAGCAGCCAUGAACAAUGAAGUGAAUCAAAGAAUGUAUGCAACUGAUUCUGGAAACAAGACAACUGUAAAACCAAAAAUAAAGAAACUAAUAAUUAGAUUGGAUCGACUUCAAGCGGUACCUAAAUAUCAGACCCCUGUGGAGGCAGUACCUUUAGUAUCUUCAAAGGACCAAAACAUUGAAUCUUCCAAACUGGAUAAAGCAUUUGAUGCUUUUAAAGAACAUCCUCAGACAGUUGUGACUAGUAUCGAACGUACUAUAAGAAAGGAAGAUUCAGCAUCAGUGGAAUCUAAGUACCAGAGUCAAAAACAUAAUGAAUCAGCACGUACAGUAGAUCUAAAUGAUCUAACGAGAUCCCAACAAAUACAGAUAUUCCAAGAAAACGACCAUCAUAAAUUUGUGCUCAAUCAGAAUCGAGAUCGUUCCGAUAAUUCAAAUAUCAGAAAAGAAAAUGAAGAUCAGUUUUCUAAUGAAUUAAACAAGGAUUAUGAAAUUCAAGACAGCAAUGAAUCAACUCAACUUCCAAUUGAAUCAAAAUCUAAAAUUGGAGAACAUCAUGGGAGAAGUUGUAGCAAAAAAAGUCGAGAUAAAAUUGAAAAUCAAACAUUUGACAGCAAGGAAAGUGAUGCAAAAUUAAACUCAAACGAUGUUAUAAAAACUUCAAGUGUAGAUCGAAAAUGUAGAAAAUUGGAUGAUGUUAAUUCUGUUCCGCCUCAACCAACUAAAGAAAAACGUGCGCCACUCGGUGAAGACAAAAUCAAAACUAUUGAAAAUGAAGAUAUUCCAACUGCAUUAACUACAGUUAAUGUUAUCGAUAAAGAAAGUGACAUAAUUGGGGAUAAUUCCACAUUAAGCUCAAAUGAUGUAAUGAAAAUUUCAAAAGGUCGAAGACGUAGGAAAUUGUACGAUGUAAAUUCCAUUCUGCCCCAACCAACUAAAGAAAAACGUAUGUUAAUCGAUGAGGACAAAAUUAAAACUAUUGAAAAUGAAGAUAUUCUAACUGCAUCAUCUUCAGUUAAUGUUAUCGAUAAAGAAAGUGACAUAAUUGGGGAUAAUUCCACAUUAAGCUCAAAUGAUGUAAUGAAAAUUUCAAAAGGUCGAAGACGUAGGGAAUUGUACGAUGUAAAUUCCAUUCUGCCCCAACCAACUAAAGAAAAACGUAUGUUAAUCGAUGAGGACAAAAUUAAAACUAUUGAAAAUGAAGAUAUUCUAACUGCAUCAUCUUCAGUUAAUGUUAUCGAUCAAGAAAACGACAUUAUUGGGAAUAAUUCCACAUUAAGCUCAAAUGAUGUUACAAAAACUUCAAAAGGUCGAAGACGUAGGAAAUUGUAUGAUGUAAAUUCCGUUCUGCCCCAACCAACUGAAGAAAAACGUGUGCCAAUCGUUGAAGGCAAAAUCAAAACUAUUCAAAAUGGAGAUAUUCCACCAGCAUUAUCUUCGGUUGAUGUUAUCGAUCAAGAAAACGAUAUUACUGGGGAUAAUUCCACAUUAAGCUCAAAUGAUGUUACAAAAACUUCAAAAGGUCGAAGACGUAGGAAAUUGUAUGAUGUAAACUCCGUUCUGCCCCAACCAACUGAAGAAAAACGUGUACUAAUUGAUGAAGACAAAACCGAAACUAUUCAAAAUGAAGAUAUUCCACCAGCAUUAUCUUCGGUUGAUGUUAUCGAUCAAGAAAACGACAUUAUUGGGGAUAAUUCCACAUUAAGCUCAAAUGAUGUUACAAAAACUUCAAAAGGUCGAAGACGUAGGAAAUUGAAUGAUGUAAAUUCCGUUCUGCCCCAACCAACUGAAGAAAAACGUGUGCCAAUCGGUAAAGGCAAAAUCAAAACUAUUCAAAAUGAAGUUAUUCCACCAGCAUUAUCUCCAGUUGAUGUUAUCGAUCAAGAAAACGACAUUAUUGGGGAUAAUUCCACAUUAAGCUCAAAUGAUGUUAUGAUACUUUCAAGAGGUCGAAGACGUAGGAAAUUGUACGAUGUAAAUUCCAUUCUGCCCCAACCAACUGAAGAAAAACGUGUACUAAUUGAUGAAGACAAAACCGAAACUAUUGAAAAUGAAGAUAUUCCACCAGCAUUAUCUCCAGUUGAUGUUAUCGAUCAAGAAAACGACAUUAUUGGGGAUAAUUCCACAUUAAGCUCAAAUGAUGUUAUGAAACUUUCAAGAGGUCGAAGCCGUAGGAAAUUGUACGAUGUAAAUUCCAUUCUGCCCCAACCAACUGAAGAAAAACGUGUACUAAUUGAUGAAGACAAAACCGAAACUAUUGAAAAUGAAGAUAUUCCACCAGCAUUAUCUCCAGUUGAUGUUAUCGAUCAAGAAAACGACAUUAUUGGGGAUAAUUCCACAUUAAGCUCAAAUGAUGUUAUGAAACUUUCAAGAGGUCGAAGACGUAGGAAAUUGUACGAUGUAAAUUCCAUUCUGCCCCAACCAACUGAAGAAAAACGUGUACUAAUUGAUGAAGACAAAACCGAAACUAUUGAAAAUGAAGAUAUUCCACCAGCAUUAUCUCCAGUUGAUGUUAUCGAUCAAGAAAACGACAUUAUUGGGGAUAAUUCCACAUUAAGCUCAAAUGAUGUUAUGAAAAUUUCAAGAGGUCGAAGACGUAGGAAAUUGUACGAUGUAAAUUCCAUUCUGCCCCAACCAACUGAAGAAAAACGUGUACUAAUUGAUGAAGACAAAACCGAAACUAUUGAAAAUGAAGAUAUUCCACCAGCAUUAUCUCCAGUUGAUGUUAUCGAUCAAGAAAACGACAUUAUUGGGGAUAAUUCCAGAUUAAGCUCAAAUGAUGUUAUGAAACUUUCAAGAGGUCGAAGACGUAGGAAAUUGUACGAUGUAAAUUCCAUUCUGCCCCAACCAACUGAAGAAAAACGUGUACUAAUUGAUGAAGACAAAACCGAAACUAUUGAAAAUGAAGAUAUUCCGCCAGCAUUAUCUCCAGUUGAUGUUAUCGAUCAAGAAAACGACAUUAUUGGGGAUAAUUCCACAUUAAGCUCAAAUGAUGUUAUGAAAAUUUCAAGAGGUCGAAGACGUAGGAAAUUGUAUGGUGUAAAAUCCGUUCUGCCCCAACCAACUGAAGAAAAACGUGUACUAAUUGAUGAAGACAAAACCGAAACUAUUGAAAACAAAAAUAUUUCAUGUUCAGUUUUUUCAGAUAAUGUUGUCAAUGAAGAGAACGAAAUAAUUCAGGAUAAUACAAAAUUGAAUUCAACUGAUAUUAAAAUACCAAGCGGUCGAAGACGAAGCAAACUGUACGUUGUUACAUCCGUUCUGCCCCAAUCAACUGAAGAAAAACGCGUGCCAAUUGAUGAAGAAAAAAUUGACACUAUUGAAAAGAAAAAUAUUUCAUUUGCAGCUUAUAUAGAUAAUAUUGACAAUGAAAAGAAUGAAAUAAUUGAUGAUAUUAAAAAACUGAACUCAAAUGAUGCUAAACAAACUUCAAGUACUGGUCAAAGACGUAGAAAAUUGUUUGAUGUUAAUUCCGUUUUGCCCCGACCAACUGAAGAAAAACGUGUGUCAAUUGAAAACGAAGGAAUUCCAUCUGAUUUAUCUUCAGAAGAAAAAUUUGUGUCGAUUGAUGAAGAUAAUGUCGAAACUAUUGAUAACCAAGAUCUUCCAUCGUCUUCAGUUAAUGUUAUUGAUCGAGAAAAUGACAUUUUCGAAGAUAACAUAGAGUUAACUUUGAACAAUCUUAGAAAAACUAUAAGUAUGGGCCUAAAAGAAGAACUAUUGGUCGAAGCAUCUCCACCUCAUGAAGGUAACGAAAAAACAGGAGAUCAUACAAAACUCUUUUCAAAGGACCCUAUGAAGACUUCAAGUGUAGGUCGAAAACGUAGAAAAUUGUUAAAUAUUAGUUCAAUGUCAUUUCAACUAACUGAAGAAGAAAAAAAAAUUGAAACAUCAAUUGAUGAAAACGAAAAUAUUGUAGAUCCGCCAAAAAAACCAAGGAAGGAUCUCGAUAACAAUGAAAACUUUGAUUGUGGAUACAUAAAAAUUUUUUCAAGUGGAUUAAUUUCACCGUUAAAAGGCAUGAGUAAAUCUAAGAAAAACUUCAGUACUUCCACAAAAUUAGAGACCAAGAAAAAACGUAAAUCUCAAUUUUAUGUGACGUAUAGUGAAAUAGUUGCAGAGCAAGAAGCAUUUAAAAGAAAAUGCAGAAAUUUAGUACGUGCUCAAAAAAUGAGCAUUGACGAAUUUUACAAACGAAAGGCUAAACGUAAAGAAAAACAUUUUAUAGACGACUCUAGAGAAAAGAAAUUGUUUAAAGUUAGACCUAUUACUAGUAAAAAUUAUGAUUUGUCCUUUUCACCGAAACCUGGUGAAUGGGAUGAACUUAAAAGUAUACUUGAAUUUGAUCGCCGAAAGACUAUUAGAGCAGAAAAGUCUGCAAAGAAAUACUCAAAAAAUAGUGAACAAUCCAGAAGAAAUACUUCUCCGAAAAGUAGUUCUAAAGAGAAAAUGCGUGAAGAGGGACUUCACAAUAAAAAAAUUAAUAUCAUAUCGAACAUAUGCAUAAAACGAGCAAAUGAAAUUCCAUUUUCUAAAAUUACAAAUUGUGAAGAACAGGAACAAUCCACAGAAUCUGACAAAAUCGAGGAAAAAGUUUUCAAGGAGUUGAAAGCCCCCUCGAAUAAUAUAGUUGCUCCAUGGUCUGCCCGUGCGUUUUUUAAUAAUGAAUUCAUAACUAUCGAUUCCGAUGAUUACAUUGGAAAAUAUUUGCUGAUAUUCUUCUACCCGUUCGAUUGUGGUGCUCUACCAGACGUUUCGCCCUCCUCGGAAAUAGAAUAUUUUCAAAAACAUUUUGAACAAUUUCAACAAUUGGAUAUACAUAUUUUAGGCUGCUCUGUAGAUUCUAUAUAUACUCAUAAAUUAUAUAUAACACAGCUGUUAUGUAAAAAUGAAUCUAUAGAUAAAAUAUCAUUUCCAUUAAUAGGAGAUUCUGGCUUUAAGAUCUGCAAAAUUUUUAAUGUGAUAUAUCCCAAUAAAGAACAUUCCUACAGGGCAUUGGUAAUUAUUAAUCCCGAAGGUAUAAUUAUUAAAAAAGUCAUUGUCAAUAUCAAAAACGAAAUGUUAUUGACGAAUGUUUUAGAUUUUAUUCGCUCACAAAAAAAUUCACGGUAGUUCUGUUUUACAAAUUCUAUACUUUUAUUUUAAUUAUAAAAGUUGAAUAGAUUAUAUUUGAUUUUAAAAAAUGUGUACUUAGUUUUGUAUAAAUUUAGUCAACUUAAGAAAUUUUGUUAUUGUUCAAAACAUAAUUUUGUGUAUUCUUAAAAAUGUGUUCAUAACAAAAGUUUUUCUACCAAUAAAAAAAAUAUAUUUUGAUUAGAUUACGAUGAAAUUCCGUUUCUCAAAAAAAAUCAUUCGUAAGGUUUUCAAUUGCAUCAUGAAAUUACAGAGGAAAUUCUGUAUAUCGAGGAAGGAGCCUGGGUACCCAUAAUGCUACAGUUUUUUCUAGAAAUAUGGUAUAUCGAGAUAAUCAGUUUGGUGUGUUUAUGGCAGGUGGCGGUUGACUGCACCAACUAUUAGUUUAUUUCUUUAUUAGCAGUCAUAAAAUUACUUAUCUAUUUAAAACAUUUUCAUAUUUGAAAAAUUCUUUCCUUAGGUUUGAAAUUAAAGUUUUCUUGAUAUAACUUCAUCGGUUCAUAAAAAUUAAGUCGUAGUUGGUAUUAAAACUUAAGUAUAGGAGAUACAGUAUACUUAUAGCUUUUAAAUUGCUAGGUUUACUAGGUUUCAUCAAAUAAGAAAAAGGUGAAUUUUCAUUUGA
This is a messenger RNA of Diorhabda sublineata, 8842 nucleotides long. RefSeq lists its product as uncharacterized. The transcript is spliced from 22 exons. Gene Ontology annotation, cellular component: cytosol. Gene Ontology annotation, biological process: cellular response to stress; hydrogen peroxide catabolic process; cell redox homeostasis. Gene Ontology annotation, molecular function: thioredoxin peroxidase activity. NCBI's taxonomy places the organism in Eukaryota, Metazoa, Arthropoda, Insecta, Coleoptera, Chrysomelidae. The record is from RefSeq and is a predicted model, not a curated record. The coding region runs from base 403 to 8199 and encodes 2598 amino acids.